GAAGGACCAUGCCGUGGCCUCGCCCGCAGCGCAUGCAGGCACUGUUUCGCUGUGGCGUGGGGAGAGUCCGGGAGGAAGCCAAGCAUGUGCUUUAUACUUAUAGUAUUCCGCUCCGACUGCAUGUAAGGAGUAUCAUAAAUAAGUGGACAACAUUUUCUGGAAACCCCGUCCCCGGUGGUAUUUCUGGGAAAAUCUGCUCAGUGGGAAGGAAAACGGCACAAUCGUCGGUUGUGCGAUGGACCAUCAGAUGGCGGCUGGAACCCACACGAUCGCUGGCGUGUGUCGCUGAGCUGGUUGUCGGUGGCUCCGACACUCUGCGGUCAGCCUGGGCCAUGGAGCCCCGCGGGGACGAGCGUAGCGCGCGUAUAGAACGCGCUGCGGAGGGAAGCGGCGAGAAACGGAAGAGCGACGAGACGGACGAGCACGAGCGGGGUGACCGGCGGGGCAAGAAGCGCAGAGCUCAGCGCCCGGGGGAGCGAUACGUCCCGCCGCCCAAGAAGCUGAAGCACGGCGUCAGUUUCGGCGAGGAGCAUUUUCGGGAAACAAGCUACUACUUCGAGGGGGGCCUCCGCCGAGUUCGGCCUUACUACUUCGACUUCACCACGUACUGCAAGGGCCGCUGGGUGGGCAGGACUCUUCUUGAAGUUUUCUCCAGCGAGUUCCGCGCCGAGUCGCUGCAGUAUUACAGGCAGGCGGCGCGCGCGGGCCGCAUCCGGCUGAACGAGUCGCCCGUGGAGGAUUUGGGCGUGACGCUGAAGAACAAUGACUUCCUGCGGAACACCGUUCAUCGCCAUGAGCCACCUGUGAGUGCCUGUCCCCUGGAGAUCCUAGAGGACAAUGAGGAGGUGUUGGUGGUGAACAAACCACCCUCGCUGCCAGUGCAUCCCUGCGGCCGCUUCCGUCACAACACUGUUCUCUUCAUCCUGGGGAAAGAGCGCAGUGUGAGCGGACUGCACACGGUCCACAGGCUGGAUCGCUUGACCUCAGGUGUCCUGCUUUUUGCCCGCACUCUUGAGGUGUCCAAGAAGCUGGAUCAGCUAGUGCGAGACAGACAGAUGGAGAAGGAGUACGUGUGCCGAGUGGCUGGGGAGUUCCCAGAGGGGGAACUAGUGUGUGAGGAGCCUAUCCUGGUGGUCUCCUUCAAAGUGGGUGUGUGCCGGGUGGACCCCAAGGGUAAGCCCUCCCGCACGGUGUUCCAAAGGCUCAGCUGGAAUGGCCGCUCCAGUGUGGUUCGCUGUCUACCCCUCACUGGCCGCACUCACCAGAUCCGUGUCCAUCUCCAGUAUCUGGGCCACCCUAUCCUCAAUGACCCCAUUUAUGGCUCAGCUGUUUGGGGCCCCCAUCGAGGCAAGGGGGGCCAGGUGGGCAUGAAUGAUGAGGAACUGCUCAAGGCACUUGUGGAGGAACAUCGGUCCAAGCAGACCCUGCACCUUCUGGACAUCUCUGAUGAGUCUCUCCCCAACAGGAAGCACACAGACCAUGAGAUGGCUGGUAGCUGUUCUACAGCUGCUUCAGUUUUAGCUGACUGUGAAAGUGCUUACUCUGCACAAAGUGAUGUUUUUGAAGAGCAGGAAACGGAGUUGCAGCCUUCUGAUUCAAAAUCCUGCAAGCAGAACAAUGAGGAUAAUGAUGUGGGAGAUGCCUCCAACAAGACGGAUAGCGACUGUGCCAGUCAAUGUGUGCACGUCUCCAGUGGCAGUUGCACAACAGCUGAGUCCAUGCAUACAGUUCCCACAUCAUCAUCUUCAAAGAACAUUGCUGAGAAAGGAGUGACGCACUUAGUCCAAGAUGGCAUGAGUUGUGGGUCUGCGGCACCCAACAGGUCUCCCAAUGACAUUGGUCCUUUGGUUAAUGAAAAAGACCCUUUAUGUAGCGAGUGUAAGACUGUGCGGCCAGACCCCACAGAAAAGGAUCUCAUCAUGUAUCUCCAUGCUUUGCGGUAUAAAGGGCCCGGCUUUGAAUACUCCACACCUCUGCCAGACUGGGCCAGAGAGGACUGGGAGGAGGGUUAAACAGGGUUGCAUUGCUUGUCGUCUUGUUCCUGUGACUGGAACCCUAUCAUUUUACAGUUUGCCAGGAUUACGGUCACCAAAAUAUGUUGUUGAUUUUUAUUUCCUGAUUUUAAACCAUCAUGUGGGUUAUAAAAAGCAAGGCAGGGCAGUUUUUUUUUAUUUUUUAAAUAAACUAAUUGGGGGUCAUUUGUUGACCUUUGCUGCUACCUACCGUGAUGCAAUUUUUUGUUAUGGAAUUCAACAUCCAUAAUGAGUUUGUUCUGAGUUUCAUUUCAGGAAUCCUAUCUAACAAAAAAUAUUGAGCAAAAUAAACUGAUUUCAGCAAAUGAAACAUUGUUUGAAUGAUCACUUUACAUGGUUAUAAUAAACCAAUUUCUAUCGUGCAAGCCCAUAUGCAAUAAAUUACUCUGUAUUCAGUCUGCAGGGAAAGUUUUAUUUUGAGAGGUCAGUCAAAGCAUUGACAUAUCAAAAACAAUUAGCUGAAUCAGACAGUUUAAAAAUUUCCAUCAUAAACAGUAUACUUAAAAAGCUUUGUCAAGCUCAGUAAUUUUACCCCAUUAAAAUAUAUGUACGUGCUAAAAAAUAAAUACUGACUCAAGUAUUCUCAUCAUGGAAAAUACCCCAAGGUCAUCAGAGAACCAUAGUCCUCAGGACACUGAAAAUCAUGUCAUUACUGUGCAAUAUCUCUGGCAGGUUUCCUAAGGCAGUGACUUUAUUCAGUGCUAGAUUCCAAGAAUGUUCCAUUCUAAGGAGAAAUAAAAUCUCAUUUACAACAAAGGCAGAGUUGAGCAGGUGAUGUACAAUGGGGAGACUGGCAGAGCUGUGUGCACAACGAUAACAUCGACUUCAUGUAACACCCUGUCUGACAAAGUGAAACCAAAUUAGCAUUUUUUGAUGUUUAGGCAAUGAUAUCAGUUUGAAUAAAGUCACAUAAAGAAAUGAUGUGAUAUCAAUGUUUUGGUACUUGUUUCUGUGCAAUAAAAGAGAAGAGUCAAGGUUCAGAACCCACCACUCAGCAGAGCAGUCUGAUAUACCAUGUGGUCAUUCAGUCUGUCUGGGCUUAUACAGUUAAAUGCCAUAUUUCGGGGUUUUCAGAUAAAUCCUUUACAUCGCAUUGUGUAUUGAUCACAUACUCAUGUAUUUUAAUGUGUUUAAACAGAAUUCAGUAAAUAGGCAUUUUUUCAUGUGUACUUUGUGAGGUGCUGAUGGGAGAGUUUUCAUGCAUGGCACUGAGAAGUCAGCAAAUGGGAUUUAAUUUGUUGGAUUUCACAAAAGCAACAUGAAGGUGGCCAGUUUUGGAAUCCUGUUUAUACUGACAUUUUAAUUUUCCUGAUAUAACAAUGUUUUUACAUAUUUUUACAUGUAUGCAUACAUUUCAUACUAUAUAUUUUGGCCUCCUUUUCACAUACCAUUGAGUCUGUAUAUCAUACAGAAAACACUAGCACAUGGUACUAUGGAACAAGAAAAAUUGAUUCACACGCUUUACCCUUUAUCCAAAGUAAACUGGACCCUCUAGCAAGCUGAACACACACAAAUCAUAGUAGCUACAACACUUAGAACCUUAAAUUUGUAUCCACUGCAAAAAUAGUUGAAAUGUUGAUUUAAAAUGAUUUGGCACAUGCAUAUAAAUUGGCAUCUGUACACAGGUACACAAUACAUAUAAUUAGAGAACAUAGACAAAAUUUGUGAAACUUUCACAUAUUUAGUAGAUCCUUUUCUGUAUAAAUGGCUGGAAACAAAGCUACACUUGUAGCUCUGUGAAUAGUCAGAGUUUAUUUGUUACAGUAAACAACUUAUUUGAAAUGUUUUAAAUGUUACCAUAUUAUUUGUAUACUGUAUGCAUGUGAUAGCAAGUGGAACAUGACAGCAGAUUUAUGGUUUAGCAGCUGUGCAUGUUUCAGUGAACAAAUACUUCGGCAUCAUUGUGAACUAUUUCAGGAAGUAAAACUGAAUUAAACUUUUACUUCUGUUUUGUGUUUCGGUGGGCAGUAACAUUUUCUGUUUGUUGUAAAGACAGGCUUCUCAGAAUAAAUUUCCGCAGGUUCCUCACCGCCUCAUCAAUGAUUCCAGCAGCAGGACAAAUUCUCUCCAGUGUUUGAAAGUUUAAGAAAUAACAGAGUACAAAGAUGAGGGUUCCUCAGUCUUGCUGCUUUAGAAGUGGCUCAUUUUAACUGUUGAUUUGCUUAGUUUGCAUACAGGGUGAAACAACCACUGAUUUAUUCUAUGGUUUUGCGUGAAGACUUUUUCGGUGUCAUAUGCAACCCUUGGAAAAGAAAAUAAGUGUUUGCCAGUACUUUCUCAGGUUUGCACUUAUAUAUUGUGCUGAGAACAAAGUAUACAUAUUUUACAAAGAUUCUUCAUCAGUCCACAUUCUUUUUAGGGUGAAAUAUAGACAAUUUACGGCUCAAUACUGAUUUACUAGCUUAUGCCGGUAGUAAAGAUGGCCGGGUUAUUUCAUUAUAUUAUGAUAUUAAACAUUCUGCAUUUAACAAUAGGUUCUUAAUUUACUACUGAGGGCAUGUGAAUUGUAAAGAUGACAAACAUCUUACAUUAA
This is a messenger RNA of Scleropages formosus (Asian bonytongue), 4566 nucleotides long. RefSeq names its product RNA pseudouridine synthase domain containing 2 (gene rpusd2). Gene Ontology annotation, molecular function: pseudouridine synthase activity; RNA binding. Gene Ontology annotation, biological process: enzyme-directed rRNA pseudouridine synthesis. Bases 9 to 2012 code for a protein of 667 amino acids. The record is from RefSeq and is a predicted model, not a curated record. NCBI's taxonomy places the organism in Eukaryota, Metazoa, Chordata, Actinopteri, Osteoglossiformes, Osteoglossidae. The transcript has 3 exons.